Molecule: messenger RNA, 2613 nt
Organism: Linum trigynum
Lineage: Eukaryota; Viridiplantae; Streptophyta; Magnoliopsida; Malpighiales; Linaceae
Source: the annotation of a GenBank genome assembly
UCUCUGAAAACCCUUCAGUUUGCUGCGGUCACGUCGUCGGUCGGUGGAAGAAGAGGAAGAAGGGAAGGGAGCGAUGGUUUCGUUGAAGCUUCAGAAGCGGCUCUCUGCCAGCGUGCUCAAGUGCGGGAAGGGAAAGGUCUGGCUCGACCCCAACGAAGUGAACGAAAUCUCCAUGGCCAACUCCAGGCAGAAUAUCAGGAAGUUGGUGAAGGAUGGUUUCAUUAUCAGGAAGCCAACGAAGAUCCAUUCUAGGUCUCGUGCAAGGAGGAUGAAGGAGGCUAAGAGAAAGGGUCGCCAUUCCGGAUAUGGUAAGAGAAAGGGUACCCGGGAGGCUAGGCUGCCAACCAAGAUCCUGUGGAUGAGGAGGAUGCGAGUCCUGAGACGCCUUCUGAGGAAGUACCGUGAGGCCAAGAAGAUCGACAAGCACAUGUAUCACGAUAUGUACCAGAAGGUGAAGGGUAAUGUGUUCAAGAACAAGCGUGUGCUGAUGGAGAGCAUCCACAAGUCGAAGGCCGAGAAGGCUAGGGAGAAGACGUUGUCGGAUCAGUUUGAGGCUAAGCGUGCUAAGAACAAGGCCAGCAGGGAGAGGAAGCUUGCCAGAAGGGAAGAGCGCUUGGCACAAGGACCUGGUGUGAAGGCCGAACCAACACCUGCACCUCAGACGACCGAGGGAGGAGGCAAGAAAGCCAAGAAGUGAAAAUUUUCUGUUUGGGAGACCAAUAGCUAGCUGACUCUAUGUCAAUGUCUUUUGCCGGUUAGGAGUCUGUUUUUCUUAAAAUGAAUCGUCCUAUGUUUUUUUGGUGAAUUAUCUCCCUUCCAACUCUAUUAGAGUAUGAAAUUUUGGUACUUAUAGACGGUGAUAUCUUUCCUCUCCAGUGGAAUGUGAUAUGUUCAAUGGCUUGUUCUCUGGAUUUGAACUUUCAUGUGAGAUAUCGGUGGAUUGCUCGAGUCGGAUUAUGAUAGCGAAAGUCGUUGUAUGUGUGAAUGGAGAUUGCUUGUGUCUAUCCCUUUGGCAUCAAGGUUGCGUUUGGUUCAAUCAGACUAGAAAUUUGUGAUAAUGUUGAUUUGUAUAUUGUAACCGUGCUUAGGUUGUAUUGUUAAGUAGCUUCGAUUGGUCAGUUGCUUGCAUUUGCUUUUUUGCAAGACGAAUCGUCUACUUCCAGAGGAUCUUAUACUGAAUAAAAUUAUCAGUCUAAUGAAUUUAGGAAUCUUGCCAUUGAUAGUUUGUUUUUAAAGUUGGGAAAGUGGAGUCUUUGCAUGAAUAAAAUUACUUGUUGUCGUUGUGAUUGCGGUGCAGUGUUUUGUUAUCGUCCUGAUUUCAGUUGAAUUCACUUAUGAGUUAUGACAAUUGAGGUACAACCACUAACAUGAAAAUAGGAAAAAAUAAACACGUUUACUUCUUUAGGUCUUGUUUUGUAUCUUUGUAAGUAUGGAAGUUACUUAAAGCGAUUUCAUUAGUUUCGGCUAAUUUCUGUUGGUUGUGUUGUCACAACAAUGUAUGAAAAUAGAACUACGCACGUUUCGAGUAUUUAUUUUAACCAGUUAUAAGCAAAGAGCAUGGCAGAGAGUGCACGAUAACCCAACUUAUCUAGGUGUACAUGGGCCAAACUUUGGGUCAAGUGAAGCCAACUUGACAUUCCUUUUUCUGGCAGCUCAGAUAGAGCAAGGGCAACCUUUGAGUCUAAACCACACUCAUUAGCUUUGUCUGGGAUAGGGAUGGCAACAAAAUCCGAACCCACGGGUACCCACCCGACCCAACCCGGUCAACGCGGGUAAAACCCGUGUUGACGGAUUUUGGGCCGGGUUCGGGUUUAAACCCGCUACACUAUUUACCGGUUUGGGUUGGGUUUGGGUUAGGUAAACCCGCCCCAUGGGUACCCACUCAACACAUAUAAUUAAUUUUUCGGUAUAUUUAAUAUUCCAAAUAAUAUAUCUUCCUUAAACAACUAAUUUUUUUAUGUUUGUGGAGACAUGUAUAAUUUGUUCUUUCUAAUUGUUUAGAAUGAAGUUGAUAUUAUGAAGUGAAGAGUGAAGAAACUUAGUUGACGAGGAAGAAGUUUUCAAUUAAUCUUAUUGUUUGUAGAUGUUUAUCUUUAAUUUUGAACAAUUUGUAUUGAUCAUUUGCGGUUUGCUUGUAUGCUCUAGAUUGGUGUUUUUUGUAUGAAUAAUUUGUAUGAGAAAAUUGAUGUUAAACUUUUAUUUUGAAAUAAACUUGUUAUUGUAAAUUUUUUACCACAAAAACCCACGGGUACCCAUGAACCCGUGGAUACCCAACGGGUUGGGUUGGGUUUGAGUUUUUCUAACCCAGCGAGUUUACCCCGGGUUUUUUUGACGGAUAUACCCAUGGAUUUAGGUUUGGGUUGACAAAACCCGCCCCAACCCGACCCAUUGCUAUCCCUAGUCUGCGAUGACUGAAUAUUGAUUUUAGUAACAACUUUGGUUUAGCUCCUGUGCCAUUUGAAAUGAACGGUUCAUGUUGUGAGCUAAUUGAGACUGUUCUUAAUGUUAACGGGCUGGUUUGGAAGUUGGGAUUUCAGAUGAUGUAUUUAGCCAAUACAUGUAAUCAGAAGAAUUCAUCGUUUUUUUGGCCUAAAAUGAAACAGAAUGCUUGUA